AUGGUGGCUAGACGGGCUCUGGCAGCAGCGGGCUGCUCUCAGUGCCGUUCUGUCCUUCUCAACCACUUUACCACAUCCCUGCGCGCCGGUCCUGUCGCGCGAACACCUCUGUCUCGAACCCGAUUCCGCCCCAUUGGCCCAGCUGCAACCCGCCCUUUUUCCUCGUUCCCAACGCCGGGUAUACCUGCGAGCGAUAGAGACCCCGUCGACGAGCAGCUUGAAACGAAAGAAGAAACUGAUCGCGACGAAGAGAACAGCACCGCACACGAGUCCCAACCAGCCGACGUGCCGUGGUAUCUCCAAGUCGACCCUCCUCGGCAUGUAGCCUCAAUGGAACCGCCGCCGCUGCCCGAGGUCCCUCAAGAUUCCCCGCCCAUCAUUGGUUCACUGCUUGAAUAUGCGUCAGAGGAGAUGGGUCUGGACGAGCUCAACCUGCUGGACUUACGAGAACUGGAUCCACCACCGGCACUAGGACCCAAUCUUUUCAUGUUGUUUGGCACAGCGCGAAGUGAGCGUCACCUCAACGUCUCGGCGGGUCGUCUUCUACGAUGGCUUCGAGCCAAACAUCGCGUCUACGCCGACGCCGACGGCUUGCUUGGGCCAAACGAGCGUAAAACCAAAGUGCGCCGGAAGACCAAGCGGGCGAAACUGCUCGGGACCAUGGGGACCGAUGACGCUGAUGAUGGAAUCAGAACGGGCUGGAUCUGCGUCAAUUUGGGAACAAUAGGUCGUGGAGGCCAAGAGAGCGCGGUUGUGUCUGAUGACGGCCGAGUAGCCGGGUUCGGCGUUGCUCAGCAGGGGUCUACUGUUGUCGUCCAGAUUAUGACAGAGUCUCGUAGAGCCGAGAUGGGCCUCGAGACCUUGUGGCAAAGGGCCUUGGACCGGUCCAGUCCCCAGGCCCCCAAUUCGGAACCAAAGGGGGAAGUCGAGCACCCAAAAAGCAUGCAUCCACUGGACAGGGCUAUUGUGUCCAGCUCCGUUGCGUCACGGUCCUCUGACGAAGCGCCGAACGGCUAUCCCUCGGGAGCUGCGCGGCAGAACCAGGCGCGGUUUUACUCGACACAACGAAUAGUGCAUGGGCAGGAUCCAUUGCUCGACGCAGCUUCAGCCGAGGCGCUGGGCCAAACAUUAAUGUAUGACCCCAUCCAAAAGCAACGUCUGUUGGGACUUCUGCGAACUCAUCUAGAUGAACUAUCUCCAGCCGAAAUCUGCACCACUCUCGGUGAAUCGGAAAGCGGACAGGUCCCCACACCUUUCCUGCAGCUCAUGGACCGCGCACUGCAGAGCCUUCCUCCAACGAAAACAUGGGUUCACCGUCUUGCUGUCCAGACAAGAGCACGCGAGUCUGGUCACAGAGCCGCAACCGAGUCACUCGAUGAUGUGCGGGUAUUGCUUGAGGAGAUGCGCCUGUAUGGCAUCCGAGCUACCCGUGACCAAUGCCUGCAGCUUUUGACUUGCAUAUACUGUACAGUCAAAACCGAAACACGCGAACAGUCGGAGCUUGCGCUCGAGCUCUUUGAAGUGAUGCACCAGCGUGGUCAGUCCAUCAUUGCCACCGACAUAGUAGUCACGAUCAUCGAUUCGAUUUCCCGGAUAUCUCUACGCGGGGCCAGACAAGACAGAGAGCUUAUAGCGAGGCUGGAUCGGCUUUUGUUAGAAGCCAAGCUACCGUGUAUGGAUGAGGCCCUUCUAAUGAAGCUCAUGAGGGCCUAUGCGCGACUGGGUCACUGGGAAGGCGUCUGGAAUACCUGGCGGGUGCCCCCAAGGUACUUACGUCCACGGUCAGCAGGCAUGUAUGUGGGUAUAUAUAGGCUGGCCGCGUCCACUCGCUCAGCGCCGAUGUGCACCACGACGUUGAGGCGAUGCUUCCAGGAGAUGCUCAUGGAGGACCCGCCCGUACGGCCUGUCGGACAGGUUAGGAUGGCACUCAUGGAAUGCAUUCGAGUCGCGGACCCCCGGGCUGAAGAGCAUGCGGAGACCCUUCCUGUCGAUGCCUCCGGGCAAGUCAGGAGACUGGCCAUCCGGGAGUUUGUCAGGCUUGUUAAGAACAUCAAGCUUCUGAGCUGA
Anthostomella pinea is the source of this 2067-nucleotide messenger RNA. The record is from the annotation of a GenBank genome assembly. Lineage: Eukaryota; Fungi; Ascomycota; Sordariomycetes; Xylariales; Xylariaceae.